Molecule: messenger RNA, 2381 nt
Organism: Panicum virgatum (switchgrass)
Lineage: Eukaryota; Viridiplantae; Streptophyta; Magnoliopsida; Poales; Poaceae
Product: cellulose synthase-like protein E6
Exons: 7
Coding region: 112-2286 (724 amino acids)
Biological process (GO): plant-type primary cell wall biogenesis; cellulose biosynthetic process
Cellular component (GO): plasma membrane; trans-Golgi network
Molecular function (GO): mannan synthase activity; cellulose synthase (UDP-forming) activity
Source: RefSeq, a predicted model, not a curated record
UUAUGAACGCCGGUGCGUGCUCUACUGCUCUCCCGUAGAGUCAGAUAAGCCGUCACCUCAUCAGUAACUCGAUCCAUCUAGACCGACCGUCUGAGUGAGUGAAAGAGAGAGAUGGAGAGGAUGUUCGCCACGGAGAAGCUCGGGGGCAGCAGCAGGUCGCUGUACCGGUUCCACGCCGUGACGGUGUUGGCGGGGAUAUGCCUGGUGCUCGGCUACAGGGCGACGCACGUCCCGGCGGCGCCCGGCGAGGGCAGGGCGGCGUGGCUGGGGAUGCUGGCGGCUCAGCUGUGGUUCGGCUUCUACUGGGUCAUCACGCAGUCCAUGCGGUGGUGCCCCAUCCGCCGCCGCGCCUUCAAGGACAGGCUCGCCGCCAGGUAUAGAGAUGAGCGGCUACCCUGCGUGGACAUCUUCGUCUGCACAGCAGAUCUGCAGUCGGAGCCACCAAGCCUCGUCAUGGCCACGGUCCUCUCGCUCAUGACGUACGAUUACCCACCUGAGAAACCGAACGUGUACCUUUCCGACGAUGGGGGCUCGAUUCUCACUUUCUAUGCUCUGUGGGAGGCUUCCGCCUUCGCAAAGCAUUGGCUUCCAUUCUGCAAGAGAUACAGCAUUGAGCCAAGGUCACCUGCCGCUUAUUUUGCAGAGUCAGAUAAGCCUCGUGAUCCGAGCACCCUAGAAGAAUGGUCACUCGUCAAGGGCCUGUAUGAAGAAAUGACAGAGCGCAUUGAUUCCGCUGUUCAAUCAGCUAAUGUUCCUGAAGAAAUCAGAACAAAUCAUAAAGGAUUUUCUGAAUGGAAUGCAGGGAUUAACUCAAAAGAUCACCAACCAAUUGUUCAGGUUCUGAUAGAUGGGAAAGACAGAGACGCAGUUGACAAUGAAGGAAACGUACUACCUACACUGGUUUAUGUGGCGCGAGAGAAGAGGCCUCAAUACCACCAUAACUUCAAAGCUGGGGCAAUGAAUGCUUUGAUAAGGGUGUCAUCAGUGAUAAGCAACAGCCCUAUCAUCUUGAAUGUGGACUGUGAUAUGUAUUCCAACAACAGUGAUGCAAUCAGAGAUGCGUUGUGCUUCUUCCUUGAUGAAGAAAUGGGUCACAAGAUCGCAUUCGUGCAACACCCUCAGUACUAUAACAAUAUAGCCAAGAAUAACAUAUAUGGCAACUCACCCAAUGUUCUCAGUCAGGUGGAGCUACCUGGUUUCGAUGGUGCGGGUGGCCCUCUCUAUAUUGGCACGGGAUGCUUCCACAGAAGGGAGAUCUUGUGUGGCAGGAGGUUCACCAAUGACUACAAGGAAGACUGGGAGAGAGGAAUGAAGGGAAAAAGAGAGUUGUCCAUAAAUCAGACUGAAGAGAAAGCCAGGUCGUUAACGACCUGCACUUACGAACACAACACGCAGUGGGGGAAUGAGAUUGGAGUGAAAUAUGGUUUCCCAGCAGAAGAUGUCAUCACUGGGUUGGCAAUACAAUGCAGAGGUUGGAAGUCAGUCUGCAACAACCCACCAAGGGCAGCGUUUAUGGGUGUAGGUCCAACAACACUUGCACAGACAAUCCUGCAACACAAGAGAUGGAGCGAGGGUAGCUUCUCAAUCUUUCUUUCAAAGUACUGCCCCUUCAUCUUUGGAAACGGAAGUAUCAGUUUACAACAUCAAAUGGCCUACUCAGUCUAUGGUUUGUGGGCACCCAACUCACUCCCUACUCUAUACUAUGUUGUCAUCCCUUCACUGGGCCUUCUCAAAGACAUCCCCCUGUUCCCUGAGGUUACGAGUCCAUGGAUCGUGCCUUAUAUAUAUGUCGCAGCUGUGAAGAACAUUUACAGCGCAUACGAGGCAUUAUUGCAUGGAGAGACGCUGAGGGGAUGGUGGAACGGACAGAGGAUGUGGAUGAUUAGAAGAAUAACCUCGUACCUGUAUGGCACCAUCGACACCGUCAGGAAGUUGUUAGGACUGUCAAAGAUGGGGUUUGCAGUUUCACCAAAGGUAAGUGAUGAAGACGAGUCAAAGAGGUAUGAGCAAGGAAUCGUGGAGUCAGAAUAUGUGAUCAUUGCAACUGUUGCAUUGCUCAACCUUGUGUGCCUGGUGGGAGGGCUAUGCAAAAUCUUGACAAGUGGCGAGAACAUGGCGUCGAGUGGAUUUUUCCUCCAGGUCGUUCUGUGCGGGCUGCUAGUGAUCAUCAAUAUCCCAGUCUAUGAAGCAAUGUUCAUCAGGAAGGACAGAGGGAGCAUGCCAUUCUCAGUCACGCUAGUGUCCAUUGGCUUUGUGAUGUUGGCCCUCUCUGUACCAUUAUUUUGAGGUCUCAAAAAUGGCACAGAUGAAUAACAAAUACUUUCUGUAUUUAACCAUAAUAACUUAUCUAAAUAAGUUAACAUCUCAUAUAUUAUGCUAAA